GGUUACUGUGCCGUUACCCGAGAAGAUGGUUGGUCCACCGAAAUCAACUCUUCCACUGGCUGUUUGGAUUGUAAAAUUCCCUGCUGAUUGACCACAUGAGGGCCGCCUGUGGAUGCACAGAAUGCGUGGGCGUUCUUGGAUACGACGACAGUUUUUCGGGUAGAGAGUUGGGGACAUAAAACUAAGAUCUUCCAAAAACUAUGGGGUCAGUCGGUUGACAACGGCGCUCCAGGAUGGACAAAUCUGUGGUUUUGGUGGUUUUGGUGGCAGUUUUGGUGAAGCAAUGUUUGGGACAAAACUUGCUGGCGGCCUACAACAAUUGCCGGGCCGAGUACAAUGCUGACCAGGAGACGUUCAACGCCAUCAAGAACGGGGACUUCUCGAUACGAACGCCAUUGGUUGAGUGCCUGGGAGAGUGCGUCGUUAAGAAGGUUGGCUUUAUGAACGAUGAUUUAAGCUUCAACAAGGACAUCAUCGUGAAGUUCGUGAGUCGGUUCCUCAAGCCGGAGCACUCGGAAGAUAUUUACACCAAGUGUACGCAAGAUGUCGCCCCGGUGCUGUGUGCCACGGCGUAUGAGGUUUACCAGUGCGUUUACGAGAACGCAGUGGCUAAGUGGGGCACCAGACGACGAGGUUAAUUGUUGAAUAGCAUAGGAAAAUAUUGUUUUUGGUAAAUAAAGUUUACUAAAAACAUAAA
Molecule: messenger RNA, 697 nt
Organism: Culex pipiens pallens (northern house mosquito)
Lineage: Eukaryota; Metazoa; Arthropoda; Insecta; Diptera; Culicidae
Product: general odorant-binding protein 56d-like
Exons: 3
Coding region: 234-638 (134 amino acids)
Biological process (GO): sensory perception of smell
Molecular function (GO): odorant binding
Source: RefSeq, a predicted model, not a curated record